GUCAACUUGGAUUACCAGCACCUUGACCUAUUAUGAACGCACUGCGGAUGCCAUUGCUACACCCACAACCGUUAAUAACGAGGCACGACAAGAGUGUAAAGUUAAAUAGUAUCAUAACUGGCAGGUCGGCAGGUGUCAAAAAUCCAAAUCCCGCUUCGAUAUCUUGAACUAAGUUAAGGAUUCCAAGGACUUUGGUCUUGACUGCGACGACGCCACAGUACUCUUUCCGGUGCCCUUAACUCCGCCCCCCCAACUCGACGCCUCGGCCCUAUUCGGCUUUGUACCAGAUUAUCUGUAAGUGGCUUUGCAUGGCGUGUAGAAACCAUUCUUCACAGCGUUUGAAUGGAAUUCACGAAGAGGUGGUUCAAGUUAUCGUAAAUCCACUCUUCACCAACUGUUGAAACGUUGAUAGGCCUGAGCGGCCACCCGCUUUUCGGUGUGCACGUAGGUAGGGGGCAGUUGUACGGUGGCACUCCCUCCAUCAAGAUGGCGUAAGUCCCGACUAAAGUUUCUCUGGGUUGUUCUAGAUUAAUUCAAGGCUCUGUCCAGAGCCCACGGCCGGGUGCCCCGUGUCACUAGCCCUCAGAGUUGAAGGUUGAGCUGAGAAUGAAAGACCAAGGUGGUGCAAACGUUGGUGUCAAUGGUGACGUUAAGCUUAUCGAUGCAACCAGAAAUAGUAAAAAUUCCAGAGCGUGAUCGAUCUUUGAAAUUUGAGCCCGCAGUAUAUAAAGGGCUUGGAUUUGUAACCCGUGUCUCUUCCACUUCUCUAUCACCCAGUUCAUUUCUUUCACUAUGGUUAAAGUAGGAAUCAACGGCUUCGGUCGUAUCGGCCGUAUCGUCCUCCGUAAUGCCCUCGAAAAGCAGGAGAUCGAAGUUGUCGCUGUGAACGAUCCUUUCAUCGACCUUGAAUAUAUGGUUUACAUGUUCAAGUAUGAUUCUGUUCAUGGACGCUUCAAGGGAGACGUUGAGGCCAAGGAUGGCAAGCUCUACGUCAACGGAAAGGCGAUCACAGUCUUUGGAGAGAGGGACCCAGCCAGCAUCAAAUGGGGCUCUGUCGGUGCUUCUUACAUCGUCGAAUCGACCGGUGUUUUCACCACCAUCGAGAAGGCUUCUGCCCACUUGAAGGGUGGUGCCAAGAAGGUUAUUAUUUCCGCACCCUCGGCUGAUGCUCCCAUGUACGUUUGUGGUGUUAACCUGAACGACUAUGACCCCAAGCAUACCGUUAUCUCCAAUGCUUCCUGCACUACCAACUGUCUCGCUCCUCUCGCAAAGGUUAUCAAUGAUAAAUUCGGUAUUGUCGAGGGUUUGAUGAGCACCAUUCACGCCACCACCGCUACUCAGAAGACCGUCGAUGGUCCUUCCAACAAGGAUUGGCGUGGAGGACGUGGUAUCAACAAUAACAUUAUCCCUUCCUCUACUGGUGCGGCCAAGGCUGUCGGCAAGGUCAUCCCUCAUUUGAACGGCAAAUUGACAGGUCUUGCUUUCCGUGUACCCACGCCAGAUGUUUCCGUCGUCGACCUCGUCGUUCGCACUGAGAAGUCCUGUACUUACGACGAGAUCAAGCAGGCCGUGAAGGACGCCGUGAAGGGCGACAUGAAGGGUAUCAUGACAUAUACUGAAGACAACGUUGUCUCCACCGAUUUCAUUGGAGACCCAUCCUCGUGCAUUUUUGAUGCGCAGGCCGGUAUCCAGCUCAACAAGAACUUUGUCAAGCUCAUCGCUUGGUACGACAAUGAGUGGGGUUACUCCCGUCGUGUCUGCGAUCUCUUGAUCUACGCUGCCCAACAGGAUGGUUCCGCCUAAAAGAUCUCUUGCCAGAUUUUGAUGCUACCCUGCUUAUAGACGUUAGAAUUUAAAAAAAAUAAGUGUAUGUUUCUGGGAAAGUAAAUCUUCGUUGUACUACAUACCAUACACUCUGAAAGUAGCCCAAAUGAAAAUCCUAAUGUUCAUGGAGUCAGAUUUGAGCAAACGCACACGCGGACUUGAUAGAGUCACACGCGGAGUAGCAGGCCGAUCAUACAGUCGAAGGGACAGAGUUGCUUCUUGCAACAAUACUUCCCGCUCGGUCAGAGCUGUACUUCAUCACGCCGGCCGCAACCUUUCGGAAGUCGGAAGUGAACGUUUGAACGUUUGAACGCGCGAGGGCAUGGACGAUAUGAGCGACGCUGAAAUGGUCGUUUUGUCCGGUUGCAUUUCGAAUGCACGACUUGGACAA
Marasmius oreades (fairy-ring Marasmius) is the source of this 2215-nucleotide messenger RNA. RefSeq lists its product as uncharacterized. The record is from RefSeq and is a predicted model, not a curated record. Lineage: Eukaryota; Fungi; Basidiomycota; Agaricomycetes; Agaricales; Marasmiaceae. The coding region runs from base 793 to 1803 and encodes 336 amino acids. Gene Ontology annotation, molecular function: NADP binding; oxidoreductase activity, acting on the aldehyde or oxo group of donors, NAD or NADP as acceptor; NAD binding. The transcript has 10 exons. Gene Ontology annotation, biological process: glucose metabolic process.